CUGAGGCGAGUGUACUACACAUCGAGACAGGCAGCAGUGCUUGAAUCCUAGACAUUAAUAAUGCUUUAUCAUUAUCCACAGGGUUGCGAUAAACGACACUCUAUCGUCAAUCGCAACCCUGUGGAUCCUUGCGAUCCCGAUCUCGUGACGGACCUCUGACCGAACGAAAUGAUCGAGCUGUAUAUCGACGAGGAAAGCAAGAAUCCAAUAUCUUAGCGGUGCUCAAAGAUUGUGUACUUCUGCUGGCAUCUGAAGGUCGGAUACACCAGAGAAUCUCGUAAUGAAUCUGAUUUCGGGUCCAGGUAUGCAGAACAUAGUGACCGUAAACGCAUGCCCUUGGAGGUCUCAACGCAAGAAAUUUGUAACGGCGCAAGUGGUCACUCGCCCAAAGCACCACUCGAGGAUCAACGGACAGGAGUCCCUCUGCAGCAACGGGAACACCAACAGCCAUCUCAAUCGCCCAAGGAAUCCAUCGACAGAUCCAACUCGCAGAACCAGACGAUCCACCACAAUCGGCUCACGGACUUGGAGGCCAGUCCGCAGGCUUGGCAGAUUUUCUGGCAGGACCUGCGCAUCAAUGCAUCGAUAGACCCGCAGAGCCAGGAGGAUCCUGUAGGACACGGAAAAUGUAAUUUUAUUUUGGUGUAA
Drosophila suzukii is the source of this 648-nucleotide messenger RNA. The record is from RefSeq and is a predicted model, not a curated record. Lineage: Eukaryota; Metazoa; Arthropoda; Insecta; Diptera; Drosophilidae.